CGGCCAUCGCGAAGCCGCACCCGCCGCCGGCCACAUCCCUCCACGCAUCACCGGCCGCCGCGGCCGCGUCCGGCAUCCUCACGGGCACCGGCCCCAGCAGCGGCGACCGCUGCUGCGACACCCCGGGCAGCCAUGUCGUCGUCGAUGGCGUCGGCGGCGCCGGAGCCGCCGUUCCGGCCGAGGGAGAAGCUGGUGGAGAAGCAGAGGUACUUCCAGAGCGUGCACAAGCCGACGUACCUGAAGGGGCGCUACGACGCCAUCGCCUCCGUCGCCAUCCCGCUCGCCCUCGCCGCCUCCAGCGUGUUCCUCGUCGGGCGCGGGAUUUACAACAUGUCUCAUGGCAUCGGCCGGAAGGAGUGAUGAGGCUAACUGAUUAGCUAUGUGUAACUGGAGGAGCUGAUCUUGUGUUACAGUGACAGACUGACAGUGUGUCAGCUACAUGUAACCUCUCUUGUGUGUA
This is a messenger RNA of Oryza sativa Japonica Group (Japanese rice), 460 nucleotides long. RefSeq lists its product as uncharacterized. The record is from RefSeq and is a predicted model, not a curated record. Lineage: Eukaryota; Viridiplantae; Streptophyta; Magnoliopsida; Poales; Poaceae.